AUGCCUCGCCCCGCAAAGCUGCGGCGUCGAACCCCUUUGGAUGGUAUGUCUGAUGAGGGGGCUGCAGCCUUCAACCAAUUUAAGGAAGAUGCUUGGGAUUUGAAGAACAGCACUGAUUUGAAGUCUCGCGUCGUUGGGAUUGGGUCUUUAGUUGUGUGGUGCGGUGACAAGGGUGACACCACUUGCCAAGAGACCAUUGUUGCCAACAAAGAGCUCGUUGGAAUCUUUACCCGAUGCCUCAAGAUGUCCAAGAAGCUUACCCAGCAGAUCAAACGUUUGAGAAGCCGGUCUGAAACACAAAGGAACCCGCUGAUCCAAGCCAUGGCUGACGAUCUUAAGAGCGAUGAUGCUGAGGAUGAUGCUGAGCCUACUGAUCCCGAAAGUAGCUCCUCCGAACUUGAGAUCCCUUCACUCGAGGGUUUGGAUUCCUCCUCAGAAGGGGCCCCGGCGAUUCCAGUUGGUGGUGGCAUGGCUGCAGCGCCAGCUGCUGUUGUUGAGGUGCCAUCCGCUGCUGAGGCGACAAUGCUUCCAGCUACUGGCCCCUCUCAAGGUGAGAUUGUGGCGACCUCUGCUGAGACCAGGUUCACAAAGGAGGAUCGUACAACCCCUUCUUGUGCGAGGAUGGAAGAUUCCCAAUUUCCAAUUGGCUAUGACCCUGUCACCAACCCCUCACUUUCCCACCCUGAGCUGGGAGGUGUUGAGAGGAAAGUCCUUAUGCUGAAGGACCGGCUGAAGAGCAAAAGUCGAAGGGCUGUCCCAUCCCCUUCUGUUGACACGAUGGCAACAGUGCCGAUGGCAGACAAUGCAGUCAUUGAGAUUGAAGAUGAAGAUGACGAACCUAUGGCCUCUGCUGCUCCUUCACCCACCGGUUUGGGCGAAGCUGCUACGGCAGAGAAUUGCCCCACUGUUCCAGAGCAUGUGGGGGAGGCGGAGGCUUCAGAAGGGAACAAGAGUGUGGAUGAAGGUGAAGCAUCGCCUAAGCUUGUUAGGCGGGAGGAGCAACGGGCACUUCGUAGUUCCAAAGGCCGUGGGCGAGGACGCGGCCGUGGACGGGGCAAGGAGAAGGAAGUUGAUGGAGAUUUGCCUUCUGAAGGGGAGGCACCAGCCCCUGCUAGUGUGGAAGGGAAUCAAAAACCAAAAGCAAAGAGGGCCCCCAGAAAGCGCAAAGAUCCUGCAACCCCGGACAAAAACGGGGAGAGUGGGUGCAGUGAGUUGGCCUUGCCCAAGGCCAAGGCAAAGGCAAAGGCGAAUGCCAGACAAUCAAGGGCCAAGUCCAAGGCAGGUGUGGAACCAAAGGUUUUGGGGCCUGUUUUGGACGAAGCUUCAAUGGAUCCCCCUCCUGAACGUGCAGCUCCUUCUGCGCCAGCCCUUCCCAAAGCGAAAGCCAAGGCCAAGGCCACAGCGGCUAAGGCGCAGCCGAGGAGGUCAAACGGGAGGGCCAAGUCAAGGAGUGCCAAUGCACCAGUGGAGAUCAUGAACGAAGAGAAGAAAAUGUACUUGAAACCGCUGAUGAAGUCGAAUGACAUCUACCGCCUUGAGUCUUAUUGGACCCGCACUACUUGUGGUGUCCGCCGAAGGGUGGAUGACAAGCAUAUGUUUUUGGCAUCUGAACCCAAGAUGUUGACCAAUAUCAAAAUUUGCAACUAUGUGGCUGCGUGGCUCGCCGAGCACCAUGACGAGCCUGAUCUUCUAUCUCCUGAGUUGGCUGAGGGAGUCGAGAAGAUAAUUUCGAAUUCUGCAGAAGAUUGA
Messenger RNA from Cladocopium goreaui, 1749 nucleotides. The record is from the annotation of a GenBank genome assembly. NCBI's taxonomy places the organism in Eukaryota, Dinophyceae, Suessiales, Symbiodiniaceae.